Amphibalanus amphitrite is the source of this 1622-nucleotide messenger RNA. RefSeq lists its product as uncharacterized. Bases 132 to 1622 code for a protein of 496 amino acids. The record is from RefSeq and is a predicted model, not a curated record. The transcript is spliced from 6 exons. Lineage: Eukaryota; Metazoa; Arthropoda; Thecostraca; Balanomorpha; Balanidae.
UCCUACCAUAUAUUUUUGUGCUAUCUAAGGGUGGUCAUAAAGCGAUAGAAAAUCUUGAGUUUGUACUUCCAUCCAUCUCUGGAAUCCCUCGCAAUAUCUUGAUUCCGUAAAAGAAUCGUCUUUCUUUAGCCAUGCAACUUCACUUCAUCAUAUUCAGUAUUUUGAUACUUCCGUGCCUUUUAGAGGCCAGACUGACAUCACGAGAAAAUCGCAAAGAUUUUGAAACUAUAGUAGCCAAAAACAAGCCAUUUCAUUUGUUUAGCCACCGGCGUGGUACAAAAUCCCCAGUAACUCGCCACAGAGGUGUAUUUUCACCAAAACAGCUCAAAAUUAGUCGCUCUAAUCCCUCGCAUAAAGUACUCUUCAUCCAUAGAGGCAGCCCAAGUUGUAAAUCAAAACAUCAUCUUCAAGAUCAUCCCCCUCAGUUUACACGCAAAAGUCCAUUCCUGAGCAAUGCUUGGUCUCCCCUCUCCAAAACAAGCCUCGCAAUUCGCAAAAGGACCGCCCGUGCCGAAGAACACGCUGCUGAACAUGAUGAAAAGUUGGACACCGCUAGCCAAACAAGAAAGGAGAAAAUAUCUGUUGAAGAUGAUAGUCCCAACAUCAGCACUGCCAUGGUGGACAUGAAGGAGCUUCUGCAGAAGCUGAUGGAGAAGGCGGAAUCAGAUGGCGAAUUGAACACCGUUGACGUCACGGCACCUCCUAGUGACGUCAUCAGUGCGCCCAGUGACGUCACCAACUUAUACGAUGCACCUUUACAAGAAUCACAACUGUCUUCAAAUGCAAGAGGAAAUAUACCAGCGAGUGACCUGAAGACAGUUCGAAAUCAGGUGACGUCAGACGUGCCACCGGUGACGUCAGAUCCGAUGACGUCACACCCACUGGACACGACCGCCGCCGCUGUCCCUCCCGUCUCCAAUCACCAUAUGGGAUUCAACCGUGGACCCUUACCGAACGUCCAACUUGGGAUGAAAGCCAGCGCCUUACCGCCCUCUUCAGAGGCUGCGAAAAGUACUGCGCAUGCGCCGGAUUCAACACCCGAACUUGACACGACGCCUUUCCGGCCUAUGAAACUGCCUGCGUCUGUGGCCUCCCCGCCUGCUGAAGUGCCCUCCAUUGAACCGGACAGUGAGGGAGGCUGGUCCGUCUCCCUGGCUGGAUUUGGAGGAGGAAGCCAGGACUUCACAAACUCCGAUAACUCCGUGAACAAACUCGUCAACUCCGCGGGCACCCCUGCGUCGGAUAACUCUUUACACUCCACUAACGCCGAUCAACAUGUUGAAGUCCUGGAUGGCAUUGAAGCCCCUGACGACGAUCCGGAGGACGGCAGCAACUGCACCUUCGAUCCCAUGGAGGAGGGAGAGCCUGUGGGACCUCAGAUGAGUCCCAGGAUGCAGCUACAGGCGAUGACACAGACGGUGGCACAGACGAUGUUGCAGAAUGCGGGAGUGCCGAGGGUGAACCCAAAGCCACAGCCGGUGACGGAGCUGGAACGACAACCGCUGCUGAAGCCAGAGCCGCAGCCACUUCCCGAUUCGGGGUCACGGGGCGCUGCUAUCACAGAUGGCGGAGGCCGAUUCUAUGAUGCCGUCGUCUGGGGUAUGUCCGCCCUGUCGCUGUGA